AUGCAGAGCCAAGCCAAUCGCCGCUUCACCACCUACCGCCACUCUUCGCCGCCUUCGCCCGACGCCGCCCUCCCCCUCUCCCUCGUCGAUGCCGAGCCCCGAGGACCUUCCUCCAUGUUCUGGUUCAUCCUCCACGGCUUCUGCUGCUUCGUUAGCCUUGCCCUUGGCUUCCGUUUCUCCCGUGUGGCCGUCCUCCUCCUUUUCUCCACCUCCACCCUCAACUCCACCCCCUUCCUCCUCACCACAACGAUGACGACCACGACCACCACUACCACCACUACGACGACCACCACCACCCGAACCGAGACCGUCACCAUCUCCCAUCUGCCCUCGCUCACUCCGGCUGCUCACCUCCCGCCGCAGAACCGGACGCAAGGCCACGUCGUCGUCGGCAAGCAUGGCAUUCGCAUCCGGUCGUGGCCGCACUCAGAACUCGCCGAGGUGCUGCGGGCGCACGAGAUCAUCCAGAGCGUUCAUCGCGAGCAGCGGCUCCAGUAUGGCGUCAAGAGUCCUCGGCCGCUGCUCGUAGUCACGCCCACCUAUGUCUGCACCUUACAGACGCUCCACCUCACCAGUCUUGGCCAUUCCCUCAUGCUCGUGCCCUAUCGUAGAGCACGACGUCGCGGGAAACACAGAGGCGAGGCGAGGAAAAGUUAA
Zingiber officinale is the source of this 657-nucleotide messenger RNA. RefSeq names its product probable beta-1,4-xylosyltransferase IRX14. The record is from RefSeq and is a predicted model, not a curated record. Gene Ontology annotation, molecular function: xylosyltransferase activity; galactosylgalactosylxylosylprotein 3-beta-glucuronosyltransferase activity. Bases 1 to 657 code for a protein of 218 amino acids. The transcript has a single exon. NCBI's taxonomy places the organism in Eukaryota, Viridiplantae, Streptophyta, Magnoliopsida, Zingiberales, Zingiberaceae. Gene Ontology annotation, biological process: plant-type secondary cell wall biogenesis; glucuronoxylan biosynthetic process. Gene Ontology annotation, cellular component: Golgi membrane.